AUGAAGUUGUUUGACCACGAUAGUUCAGCUUUUCUGAAAGUUGAAUAUGUGAUUGGUGGUAUUUCCACCCAUGUAUACAACACUGAAGCUCUUCAGCCAUAUAUCGAGGCGCAGAAUAAGUCCACCAAGAAUGUUGAUGAUAUACCCAUCAAUGUGCUUUACUUGAUCCAUCAGCGUGAGGGAGAUUAUAGAUUUACUGAAUCAAUUGCAUAUGUGAUUUUAAAACAAUACUACGAAAAGAAACAAGGUGGCAGUGAUGAUGCUAGUGGUAACUUAUCAGAUGUUCCUUUGAUUUGUGUUACUUUUGACUUGAGAAACCAUGGUCUGAGAUUGAUCAAUAAGUCAAAAAACCUCGAUUGGAAACAAGGUAACGAGACACACGCAUUGGAUAUGAUCAGUGGGAUUAUGGGCAAUGUUGCUGAUCUAAAACUCAUUAUGGAUUUCUUGCCAAGCUAUUUGAAUUUGGAAAAGUUGUUGACACCAGAGUUUAGACAACAGAACCAGCAUUGGAAAUUCCAAUUUAGAAAUAUCUUGAGUGGUUAUUCUUUAGGUGCCCAUACUGUGUUCCGUUUUGUUAAUGAGCAUCCAGAACAUAUUUGGGGUAUUAACCCUGUUGUUGGAUGUAUUGACUUGUCUAGUUUGUUAAUCAAUAGAAUGAAGGGGAAUAAAUUGGAUAGUCCUGAUUACGACAAAAAAUGGUUUUACUACACUUAUGAAGAAUUGCAAUUAACUGAGGAAGAAAGGGAAAAGUACCCCGAACAUUUACACAAUUACUUGUCUGCUGAAGACACGCAAAUUUUUGAAAACUUUCCAAUGAAUAAUGUUAAAAUCUUUGCCUCGUUUGGUGCCGAGGAUAAGUUGGUUCCGAUGAAGUUGAGUUCAAUAUGGUGUGAUUCGUAUUUGAACACCAAUGAUUCAACAGAGAUAUUUGUGCAAGAAGGUAAGAAGCAUGAGGUUACUGAUGAGAUGGUAGAUGGGUUCACCACAUGGCUAGUAAAGAACCUCUAG
Messenger RNA from Lodderomyces elongisporus, 1008 nucleotides. RefSeq lists its product as uncharacterized. Bases 1 to 1008 code for a protein of 335 amino acids. The record is from RefSeq and is a predicted model, not a curated record. NCBI's taxonomy places the organism in Eukaryota, Fungi, Ascomycota, Pichiomycetes, Serinales, Debaryomycetaceae. The transcript has a single exon.